CGCGUAUACAUUUUGGCUAAUCGAGCAUGCGUAGUGAUGUUGUUCGACCAUCUCGACGUCUGAACAUUCGUCGCAAUUUUAAAAAUGUCAAUAAUAAGUCGUGGCAACUUAUCACGAGCGAAAUUCGGCAUCGAUAACUUUCUGCACGUGAAAGAAUAUUUCAGAGUUAAAGUAACGAAUGAAUAUCAAAUGGUUUUGUAGUAGCGACUUUCGUUCAGACUUGACCGAGUCUGUAACGUAAAAAAGCUUUAUCGACAAAUUCGACCUUUCUUUAUACGUUUUGUGUUUUUAAAAAGGAAAUUUUCUUUGUAAAAUGGUAUCAAAUGAUUCUUCAGGGAUGUGAAAAUAAUGAAGAAAUCCUUCUCCAGCGUUAAUAACGACCAUAAAGAUGGUUCGAGGCGACUUUACAGAAGUGCUGUGGAAGCGGCUCGACGCCUCGAAGACCACAUGCAAAAUGUUUCCUCCCUAGAAGAUUUGCUGAAUUCUGAUAUAACAACUAUAAGAAUAAGGCUCAAAGAUUAUUGCGAACGUCUCAUGUUUACCGAUCCUGCGGAAUAUGGACGCAAAGCAGAAGAACUGAUGUGGAGAAAAGUUUAUUAUGAUUUCAUCCAAAGUUUUAAACAACAAAAAAAGGUAUUAAUAAACAGUUAUAAUAAUAAUUAUAGUUUACAGAUUCAUUUAUUAUCCGGUAUUGGAAAUUAUCAUCAUCUUUUGUUGCGAUUGCAAACGGAAUUUCAUUUAAAUUUAGAAGGUAAAAUUGAAAUACCAUUCAUAUGGCAUCAACAGGGAAUUAAAAAAGAUCGUUGGAAAAAAUAUCAGCAAUCAACAGAACUAGAAGAAAACAUAAAUGAAUGGGUACAUCAUGCUUGUCACCGAUUUCUUGUCUACCUUGGUGAUUUAGCUCGUUACAUGUCUGACAUGGGACAAAAUAGCAGCGUUCAUACUGCAAAACGAUACUAUUAUCAAGCUCUUUGUUUUGAUCCGACCCUGGGAAUGCCACAUAAUCAGUUAGGCACGCUUGCUGGAAUGGCCAAUUGUGGAUUAGAUGCUACGUAUCAUUAUAUGCGAUGUAUACUUUGCACUCAUUCGUUUGACGGUGCCGAAGGAAAUCUGCAGCGUGUUUUUGACAAAAAUAAUCAAAUGUACAAAGAAAUUAUUACUAAAGAUCAAAAUAAUGAAAGUUCUUUUAAAGUGAAACGAUUUUUAUGUACUUUUUUGGUAUUAUGUGAGCAGUUCUUUUUAUUCCACAAUGACGAAACGUCUGCAUUGUGUCAUGAUGCACUUUUAGAUUUGGACAAGUGUUUGGAAUAUUUGUAUGCUAACGAGAAAGGACUAGUCGAUUCAAACCACACAGACUGCAAUAAUACUGUCGUAUUUGAUGAUGUUAUUUUUAAAAUGACUGUUAUGUGUAUCAUGUGCGUGGCUAGACUGCAGCAGAAAAACAAAUCUGCAAUAUCAGCUUCUGUAGCUUUUACUUUAGCUCUCUUUUCGAGUAUUGUUUCACAUGGCGUCAAGAGAAUUCAAGAAUUUUUUUUUUCUGAGGAUACGCAAAAUAGUUUAGAGGAAUGUGAUUUAAAAAAUGGUGAACAAAACCUUGUUGACGCAACUCCUACAACUUCCCCGCAACCUCCUUUAAUACAUUGCAGUACAAUAUCGACUGGAGAUAAUCAUGAUAUUUCCAAGAAAUAUAAAGAGAAACUGUCUAGAAAAAAUAACAAAUCUGUAACCUGCUUACGGAUGCUUCGUCGUCGAAGGAAAAUGAGCGGUACUAGUCAAGAAGAUUCUGAGUUUAGUGAAGAUUCUGACGACGAUAAAGUUUUGCCGAGCGACCACAUUACAUCUGACAUUAGCGAAACCGGUAGCGUCAGUAGUGAAAGUUUGGCGGAACUAGAGGCAACAGAGGACGAUCUAGUCGUAAACGGAAUAAGCACUUCCAGUGGAGAUUUGUCAACUCUGAAUGGUGAACUAACUUUCAGUAAUAGCGGAGAUAUUCUCAGUAGUAGUGGAGAAUUAAAACCAAAUCACAUUAUCAAAAAUUGGAAGAAAAAGCCAAAUGGCAAGCUCAAUAACAACUGCAAGAAUGACUUGAAUAAUGGAAUCGAUUCGAUAAUCAUGCAUAAUAAAGUCAAUUCAAGUAAUAAGAUAAAAUCUUCCAAACAAGAUCUGAAACAAAACAUAUCUACAAUUACUUUACUUCCUCUGAAAUCACUAAAUAUCUUAAGCAAAGAAGGAUUAUUACCCUGUUUGAAAAUAAUUUUCGAUUGGAUGCAAACUCAUACGGAAAUAGUUUCUGCUUGUGAAGAGAGUUCAAAGUUUCUUUGGUGUCAAGUUGUGGAUCUUCUUAAUUUUCUUUUAAAAAUUGAAGAAAAUAUAUUAUCAGCUAAUGAAUUGGAUAUCGGCAGUCUUCUUCAGUUUUCCAGAAAUUGCAGCGAUUGGGAACAAAAAUAUCCUCUUCCCGAAGACAUCGAACUUCAAAAUCUUCCUUUGUUAGAAAAUAUUCAUAAUAAAUUAAACUUUGAUAAAAAGAAGAGCUUAUCUCUUACCCAGCAAACUUUUCUUCGCCUUCAGUGUCUUCUGAAUUUUGGUUCUGUAUUGUGCAAGUGUUGCAACAAAGUAAUUACUUUUAAUUCUGAGAAUAAGUUGUAUGCCAUUAUCCCAUCAACUAAUGGAACAAUAAAUUUGAAUGAAACGGAAACCUCAAAUAAGAAAGAAGUCGAUAACAAAGAACUAGAAAAUCAAAGAAAACAAAUGAUGAGAAGCAUGGCUCAUCUGUGGCUCAAAGCCGAAGUCAACGAUUUGGAAGUAUUAGUCGAAGGCAGUUCGACUCCUCAGUUGUCUCCCUAUUUAGUUCCCGACACUGGGUCUCUCUGUAGUCAACUUACUCUAUUAAAGCAGUUGGUAGCAACUAAAAGAUUCAUUCUGGUCAUCCCUACAGUAGUUAUAGAAAAUCUAGAUCAAAUAAAACGAGAGAGUCCAAGCGCCAGAGAGGCAAUACGCUGGCUGGAAUCGGAACUACGUAGAGGUAGCAGAUACAUGAGGGCGCAGAAACAACAGGAAAGAUUAAGUCUGACUCUAGUGAAAUAUCCAAAGAAGAAGGAUAAAGAAGCAUGGGAUUUUUUUAAGAUCUUGGAAUGUUGCCAUUAUUUAAAUCAACAAGGAUCGAACAGCAAUUCCGACGUUCCAUUAGUUACUCUGAUUACUGGUGGUAGUAAUAUGUUGCCUCCAAAUGCCUCCACUCUUGCACUGUCAGUAGGUGUGAACAUGGAGAACACGGAGGAAUUUGUCUCCAAGUGGCGUAACUCUUCCAAGAGCCAGGGUUGAUCACAAGGAUUACACAGUCGAGGAAGCAUUUGGCAGAAAAAGUGGCAAAGGAGAUUCUCACCUUAGAACACACUGCUACCUUCCACAGAAGGACGGACAAGAAGAAAUUUGUCCAAGCAGUCAAAUUAGGCCAAACGGAUUCCCACACUUGAUAUAACCGGGACUAUAUUGGGUCGAAAGCAUGAGGAUUCUCUCGUAAGAGUGUUGUUACACAAAUUUAAAUUUACAAGAAAAAAUAAAAAAAAGUGUUAUCGCAAAGACAAUUUUGUUGCUCCACCCAAAGGUAAAAAAACUUCAGCCAGAAUAAGAAAAAUAACCGUCAGACCGAACGGCCGUUUCGAGAAGACGCGAUACAAAAGUCGUCAAUAGUGUAAUGGUGCUAAUAGUUCGAAAAAAGUACUCCAAGCCUGUUUUAUUUUUAAUCACCCCAGAGUACCCUGAGAAAAUUUUAACCACGCUCUCCAGAAACGGUUGGGGGACGAUCGUCCCAUUCGGCCAGACGACCCGCGACCGGUAACCGUGGCGAAACCGCCGACAGAUUAGCACGACCCCAGAAGCACGGGAGGAACGGAACCCUCUCUCCAGUUAGUCUGUUUCCACACGUCCGCCACGGUCCAACGUCCAGUUUCAGAAGAAAACAAACAAAUUUCAGUAGAUGGUUUAUUAUAUUAUUGGAAUGAAAAAUUUGUUGGCUGAAUAAAAAGCAACCUUUUCCCCUUUGACAAGAAAAA
Messenger RNA from Centruroides sculpturatus (bark scorpion), 4052 nucleotides. It is a transcript of the gene Smg5, whose product is annotated as protein SMG5-like. The record is from RefSeq and is a predicted model, not a curated record. Bases 349 to 3321 code for a protein of 990 amino acids. NCBI's taxonomy places the organism in Eukaryota, Metazoa, Arthropoda, Arachnida, Scorpiones, Buthidae. Gene Ontology annotation, molecular function: telomeric repeat DNA binding; telomerase RNA binding; protein binding. The transcript is spliced from 25 exons. Gene Ontology annotation, biological process: nuclear-transcribed mRNA catabolic process, nonsense-mediated decay. Gene Ontology annotation, cellular component: telomerase holoenzyme complex.